This is a messenger RNA of Debaryomyces fabryi, 1107 nucleotides long. It is a transcript of the gene RFC2, whose product is annotated as replication factor C subunit 2. Gene Ontology annotation, cellular component: nucleus; DNA replication factor C complex. Bases 1 to 1107 code for a protein of 368 amino acids. Gene Ontology annotation, biological process: DNA-templated DNA replication; DNA repair. The record is from RefSeq and is a predicted model, not a curated record. NCBI's taxonomy places the organism in Eukaryota, Fungi, Ascomycota, Pichiomycetes, Serinales, Debaryomycetaceae. Gene Ontology annotation, molecular function: ATP hydrolysis activity; ATP binding; DNA clamp loader activity. The transcript has a single exon.
AUGACUUCUAUGUUGAUGGGUAAGGCCCAGAGAACUGAAAUGUAUGAGCAAGAAAGGUUGCACCAUACUCCUUGGGUUGAAAAGUACCGUCCAAAAAAUUUAGAUGAUGUUGCAUCGCAAGACCAUGCUGUUAAGAUUUUGAAGAAGACACUUCAAUCGGCCAAUUUGCCACAUAUGUUGUUCUAUGGUCCACCAGGUACAGGUAAGACAUCUACAAUAUUAGCUCUUUCCAAGCAAUUGUAUGGGCCUCAUUUGUAUAAAUCGAGAGUGCUAGAAUUGAAUGCAUCUGACGAGAGAGGUAUUUCAAUUGUAAGACAAAAAAUAAAGAAUUUUGCUAGAUUAACAAUAUCCAAUCCUUCCAAAGAAGAUUUGGAAAACUACCCAUGUCCACCGUACAAAAUUAUUAUCCUUGAUGAAGCAGAUUCAAUGACGAAUGAUGCACAAUCAGCAUUAAGAAGAACUAUGGAGAAUUAUUCUGGUGUGACCAGAUUCUGUCUUAUUUGUAACUAUAUCACACGUAUAAUUGAUCCUCUUGCAUCCAGGUGCUCUAAAUUCAGAUUCAGAUUGUUAAAUAAUAACAAUGCUUUGAACCGUUUAAAAUAUAUAGUGGAUCAAGAAGAUAUUACUUUGGAUAACGAAGAUGUCCUCGAAGAAGUGUUGAAAAUUUCUAAUGGUGACUUAAGAAAAGCCAUUACAUACUUGCAAUCUGCAGCUAGACUACAUGCCUCGUUUAAUAAUAGAGUUGAUGAAAAUGGUGACGUCGAAAUGGUUGAUGCUGAAGCGAAAAGUAAAAUUACUAAAGAUUCUAUACAAGAAAUCGCAGGCGUAUUACCAGAAGCUUCGUUAGACCAAGUUCUAAGUGCCAUUAAGUCCUUGGAUACAAAGGCCAUAUUACAAAAAGUCGAGGAGAUAGUCUUACAAGGUUGGAGCGCCCAGCAGAUCGUAGAUCAGUUGCAUGACAAAUUCAUAUUGGACGAUUCGAUGAAUUCAUCAACUAAAAAUAAAAUUGCAAAGAUAUUAUUCGAAACUGACAGAAAAUUAAAUAAUGGUACCGAUGAACAUAUUCAAUUAUUGAACUUAUGCUUACAAAUAAAAAAAGUUUUAUAA